ACACGGCGAGGAUAAAGCAAGAUGGCGUCUGACGGUGAAGACGUUAUUGCAGUCGUCACAGUUCAAUGUUCUUAAUCUGUGCCUCCAUGUACACAUAUAUGUCCUUUAUUACACUCUAGUAAAUAGAGUAAACAUCGUUAAUAACUGUUUGCAUCCGGUUAUAUUAGUCUGAGCGCACUUUGAUGCUUCUCGAGCUAGAUUAGCUUGCUAGUUAGCUUAGCUUGUUAGCUGCUAACAAAGAGAGGCGGAAGUGGUCAAAACACAUCGCUAAGUAAAGAUCAAGUGUGAGUGUAAAGUGUUGUGAUUGUGUGAAAAUGUGCCAAAGAACCACAACAGAGUACGAGGAGGAACUUUAUCCAACAAAAGAGGAGAAGGAGCGACAACAUGAAAAACAUCAAGUUGUGUUACACAGAACAGACAUCCAUCAGCUGAUUGGACACCAAGAAGAAUGUCUCCCUCAUCUGCAGGGGGACAGUUUCACUUUAGAGUGUCCACAGCCCUCACAUUUUAAAGGGGACAAGGAGGUUCCACAGCCCUCUUAUUUCAAAGAGGAAGAGGGGGGAGAGUGUCCUGUAGGGCAGGAGGAGGCUGAUGUCAGCAAGUUUCCACUGACUGUUGUCUCUGUGAAGACUGAAGAGCAUGAAGACAAACCACCUGAGUCCUCACAGCUUCAUCACAGUCCAAACGUCUGUGAAGAACAUCUUCACCCUGAGCAACAGAAGUGGAGCUUCAGGAUGCGAACGGAGGAGCCACAGCCCUUCCACAUUAAGAAGGAAGAGGAAUACCUACUGACCCCCAUUUUUAAAGAGGAAGAGGAGGACCCACAGACACCCCAUUUUAAAAAGGAAGUGGUGGAUCCACUGACACCCCAUUUUAAAAAGGAAGCGGUGGAUCCACUGAGCCCUCACAUUAAAGAGGAAGAGGAAGAACACAGCAUCAAUCAGCAGGGAGAGCAUCUUGAAGGACUGGAGGAGGUUGAUGUCACCAAGAUGCCAGUGACUGGUGUCCCUGUGAAGAGUGAAGGUGAUGAGGUGAAAGGUGAAAGUGAGGAGAGGGGAGGGGGGGAGCCUCCAAGCAGCAGCUCAACACAACACAUGACAACAGAAGCUGAUGGAGACCACUGUGGAGGAUCACAAGCAGACAAGCUCUUAGCUCCACUAUCAGAUAGUGAGGACACAACGUCACACUCUCCUGACACUGAUGAUGAAGACUCUAAAGAUGAUAAGACAUGUCACACUGACAACACUCACUUCACAUCUUCUCUCUGUCACAAAACCUUUAAAUACCAUAGUCAUCUGAAAAGACACAUGAGAACACACACUGGAGAAAAACCUUUCUCUUGUUCAAUCUGUAGUAAAGGUUAUGCACAAAGUCAGAAUUUGAAAAGACACAUGAAAACACACACUGGAGAAAAACCUUUUUCAUGUUCAAUCUGCGGUAACGAUUUUACUCAUAGGCAACAUUUGAACACACACAAGAGAAUACACACUGGAGAAAAACCCUUUACUUGCUCAGAAUGCUGUAAAAGAUUUGCGCGAAAAGCAGAGUUAAAAAGACACAUGAGAAUACACACUGGAGAAAAACCAUUCAUAUGCUCAGUUUGUGGCAAAGGAUUCUCCCAGAAGGGACAUUUGGUAAACCACACAAAAACACACACUGGAGAAAAACCUUUUUCAUGUUCAAUCUGUGGUAAAGGAUUUACUCAAAGGCACCUUUUCAAAGCACACAUUAGAAGACACACAGGAGAAAAACCUUUUUCAUGUUCAAUGUGUGGUAAAGCUUUUACUCGAAGUGACCAUUUCAAAGCACACAUGAGAAUACACACUGGAGAAAAAACAUUUUUAUGUUCAAUCUGCGGUAAAGAUUUUACCCGAAGGGACCAUUUCAAAGCACAUAUGAGAAUACACAAUGAAUAAAAAACCUUUUCACUGUUAAGAAUGUGGUGAAGCUUUUGUACAAUGAAGCACUUUGAAAGUACACAUGAGAACACACACUGGAGAAAAACCUUUUUCAUGCUCAGAAUGUGUUAAAGCGUUUGUGUGAAAAAGCACAUUGAAAGUAGCCAUGAGAACACACACUGGAGACAUACCUUAUUGUAACCUGGGUGACAAAACCCCAUUAAAUAUCCUCAUUUAAAUAUCCUUUUAAAACCCCAUUGAAUAUUCUUUCUAAUUCAAUCUUCCUAUUUAAAUAAUUGUAUUUAAAUAUCCUCUCAAAACCCCAUUGAAUAUUAUUUCUAAUUAAAUAUCUUUCUAUUUAAAUAUCAUUUUACUUAAAUAUCCUAUUUAUUUUCGUGUCUUUGCUUGCGUCAUUGCGUCACGCGGUCACGUGACCUAUUGCGGGAAGCAUAAAAUCCAGUAGUGGGCUUCUUCCAGGAAGAGCGAGAGGGACGUUGCUGCAGGAGCCAACUACUGAAGCCGUGGGUCGUCGUGCGAGAGUGUUUAAGUGGGAUUUAUCUGCGGAAUUGGCCAUGUUGGAUGGCGAGCUAGAGCCUGAAGCUUUAUGCCUGGAACUGAACCAACCCAACUGAAUCCACCCAACCGAGCCGGGCGGCUAGGAGGCUCCUCAGCAGCCGCUCUGUUUUUUCCCUUUGGUUUUUCAUAAGUCAACAAGUUCAUUUCUGUCCUCCCUGAACUUUCACAUUUACCCCGUUACCUUCACUAAAACCCCUCUGGACACUGCCACCACAACGUGGACUUUGCGAGGUCCUUUAAUGAACUGUCGUGUUGCGCCUAUACCAUUCUUGGUAAAAACAAGGACUGAAUCAAGUACUGUAUCACAUUGUAAAUAUUGAACGUUCUGUAAUUUAUGUUGAAAAUGUGAAUGGCCAUUCCAAUUUACAUGUCUUUUUGUUGUUGUUUAUUUUCCCUAUAAUUCUUUAAUAUAAUUUGGUACCAUUUAAACAUAAAACCUGUGUUCAGUCUUCAUUACUCUCCAUUCCUAGAGCUGAAUUGAGUUUCUUCUGAUCUAGCCCAGUUAUAUAAUUCAUUGUUUACUUAAUACUUGUACAGUGCUUUACUUAAGUAACAUGCAGGCUACAUUAUACAUAUAUUGUAAAAGUUUUAUACAAAGUCUGCUUUUGAAAAGACUCAUGAGAAUACACACUGGUAAGUAAGUGUUGAGUUGCAGUGUGUGUGGUGAAAGAUUCUCUUCUAGGCUUCACGGUGAAAGAGGGGUGAGUGCGUCUGCCUCACAAUACAAAGGUCCUGAGUAGUCCUGUGUUCAAUCCCGGGCUCGGGAUCUUUCUGUGUGAAGUUUGCAGGUCCUCCCCGUGAAUGUGUGGGUUCCCUCUGGGUACUCCGGCUUCCUCCCACUUCCUGUCAAAGUUUGUUGUUGACGAACCCCAUGAUGCGGAGACGGAGUCAGGCAUUGAAUAAGGAAACAUGGUUUUAAUAUAAAAUACUAGAACAAAACCAAACAAAGGGUACAAACAAAAAGCACGCACAUGGGAGGAUAACAACCCAAGAGAGCUAGCAUGGGAGCUAGAAAACAAAAAGGAAAUUUAGCAUGGAAAACAGAAGUCGUACUUGUACUUAGAAAACAAACUGGAAGCAGGGAACAAAAGGCAGUAAGCUAAAAACCGCAAUCAAACAUAGCUUACAGCAACGCUGCAUGGACAAGACAAGAUACGACAGGUAGCAAAGACAAGUGCGACAUGUGGCAACGACAAUAAUCCAGCACUGACUGGAGGAAAAAAGCAGGUAAAAUAGGAGCGGGCUGAUUGUAGCCAGGUGUAGCCAGGUGCCAAUCAGCCACAGCUGAGGGAAAAACAGCACACAGGGAGACAAACAGGAAGCUGGACUAAAAUAAGAGUGCUGACAGGAACUAAGGACAGGAUAUUCCAAACACAUAGAGGAGAAACUAAAACACAAACUGUCAGUGGCAAGCGUGACA
Messenger RNA from Nerophis ophidion (straightnose pipefish), 3894 nucleotides. RefSeq names its product zinc finger protein 180-like. The transcript is spliced from 3 exons. Gene Ontology annotation, biological process: regulation of immune system process; regulation of cytokine production; negative regulation of transcription by RNA polymerase II. The record is from RefSeq and is a predicted model, not a curated record. Bases 315 to 1916 code for a protein of 533 amino acids. NCBI's taxonomy places the organism in Eukaryota, Metazoa, Chordata, Actinopteri, Syngnathiformes, Syngnathidae.